GUUACCCAUAAACAAUGACGUCAUGACGUUCUUUGACGUGACAUUUUUGCAUUUUGUGUAGAUCUAUCGGCAAGCGUUACAUUUCAGCUAUGCAUCAAUAUCCCCUAACGUUGUUAUGGUUUAAGCAUGCGUACUCGGCCGUGUAAACACAGCUACGAACGUCCCUCAACAUGGCUUUGAAACUGGUUUUAUUCUCUAUUAUUCAAUUAUUUUUCUUUCAGUAUGCUGGAGGCUCGCAAACGUUUCGCCUUGGAACGAAAACAGCAUACCACUUCAACAAUUCUGCUUCCUCGAUAACACACCCCGACCGAUGUGAACCUAUUCAUCUCAACAUGGUGAUACGCCACGGCUCUCGACUUCCAAGUGAUGGCGAUAUGGAAGAAAUUGAUGCACUUUUAACCAAGCUGAACCAAAUCUACACAAAAGAUUCGCCAUUCCGCUACCAAAAUCUCACGUUACCAUGGAUCAAACCACCGCUGUGGAACGACGGUAAUCCAGGCGAGUUAACAGCCGUUGGUGAAAUUGAACAAUACAGUAUCGCCAAAAGGUUUCGAGCCCGUUUUAACAGAGUCUUCGACAAGAAAUACUGGAAUAAAUAUUACAGUUUUGUGUCUUCAGAUAAACCUCGCACGGCUCAAAGCGCCAUGGCGUUUGCCCACGGAUUAUUUGAAUCCCAAGGUCCUGUAAGCCCAUCAAAAUUUCAACCCGUUGCUGUCAUGUUUUCUGGUCGUCAAAACCAGGAUAAAUUAUUGUCUUCUUACAAAACAUGUCCUCGGUACGAGAUCGACGUUGACGAGAAUGGCCUUGAUGAAGUGGAAAAGUUUUUGAAAGGGCCAGAAGCUAGGAGUGUAACAGAACGACUUGAAAAAAGACUCAAGAUAACCGGAAAGAUGUCACUGACGUUUGAUCUUGUCGAGAAAAUUUUCCGGUUGUGUGCGUUUGGAGUAAUGAACCGUAACGACAGCAGCUGGUGUGAUUUGUUGGAAGAUAAUGAUGUCAAAAUAAUGGAGUAUCAGGGUGAUCUGGAAGCGUAUUACGAGCACUCAUACGGAAAUCAGCUAAAUCUGAAGAUGGAAUGCACUCUGCUUUCUGAAAUCACGAAAAAUUUGCGUGACUUCUCCGCAGGUCAAACCGAUCUUCGGGGAGUAUUUCGAUUCACGUCAUCAGGCACUUUAGUUGGGUUGUUGACAAUUCUCGGACUUUUCAAAGAUUCCAUGCCUUUGCGGGCAGACAAUUACCUCCAAAUGAGAAAGCGACAAUUCGUUUUGUCUAACAUGGUUCCCAUGUCGGGCAAUAUCGCUGUGGUUUUAUACGCGUGCAAAUCCUCAGGAAUGGCGGAAAAACGGGAUCACAAAGUGCAGGUGUUGGUGAACGAGGAACCAUUAACUCUGCCAUGUUGUCAUGGAAACGUAAUAUGUAGUCUUGACGAAUUUUUGUCAUGUUUUAAGGAGACUGUUGACAGCUGUGAUUUGGAAGCCAUGUGUUCUCUACCGUCAACUGAUCAACCAAAGGCCAUGGCUACUCUUCUUUAUCCCCGGCAGAAAAUUUAUUAUCAUUUUUCCUUGUUUUUACUCUUUUUAUUAGAUUAUAACAGCCUUGUCUCCAUUCUGCAUACAGAGAGAACCAAUAUGUAAAUAAACUAUUUGCCAACCCAAAGAUCUGCACCAGGCUGUAGCCUGUUUCAGGUACCUAGUCUGUGAAGAGCAAAUUAGCUAAAAUUUGCAGUCGUCAAGGCAAACACUUGCAUUUGCUGUUUUACAUGUGCGUGCUUAUGGAUCAAGAGCUUGGCACAGGCUACCCAAGGAGUUGGGUAACUCUUUAGCUGAUCUUGGCCCAUGGCUAUACUUAGGAAAGAGGACUGAGCUGUUUCUUUUUUGUUUUUUUCUUGUAGGUCUGUUUACGUUGACCACGACUCUUCUAUUUUUCUUGUAGUUUUAGGACUACUUAGGAAACAACUGUCAACUAUAUGUGAAAUUAUAGGUCCUCUUUUAUUCUGCAAGAUUUCCCUAAUUCCAUAACAUUUAAGUGUGCCAGAUCAUCAAC
Pocillopora meandrina is the source of this 2043-nucleotide messenger RNA. NCBI's taxonomy places the organism in Eukaryota, Metazoa, Cnidaria, Anthozoa, Scleractinia, Pocilloporidae. The record is from the annotation of a GenBank genome assembly.